UGAGAUGGUGGGGAGAAGACAGCUGCGCAUCGCAGUGAAACUAGCUUGUGCUUCCUGUUUGGUUCACAGUUAGUCACCUUAAUCUGGAGAAUUCACACUGACACUUUUCUGACGGCAGAAGCACCAGCAGCCUCGAUGUCAAACCCAGUGAUAACCAACCCGCCGAGUGCUGGUGGCUACGGAACAAAUGUCCAGACAGGACAAUGGAGCACUGGCCUUUGCUCCUGCUGCAGUGACAUGCUGAUCUGUGCUCUUGGCUGCUUCUGUCCAGUCGCGUUGGGCUGCUAUACUGCCGUUAAAUAUGGAGAGAACUGCUGUUUGGGCCUCGUGCCAGGAGGUCUUACGGCUAUGAGGACGCACAUGAGACUCACUUAUGGAAUUGAGGGGACAAUAUGCAACGACGCCUUGAUGACGUUCUGCUGUGGACUGUGUGAAACUUGUCGAAUGGCUCGAGAAAUACGCAUUCAGAACGGAGAGGUUUAGGGAGCACCGACGCAAAAAAGGGGAAAGAAGUUGACCCACUACAUAACUUCGAUUCAUUCGUGACGGUCAUCUAUACAUUUUACUAGAGCUGUCAGCUGAGCUUGACCACUGAAAGCAACGUGUUGCCCACUGACUGUAGCUCAAUGUAAAAACAUUCAUAAAACUGAAUUCAUCUGUAACUCUUGUCUUCUUGCUUUUUUGUUCCAAAAAUAAAAAU
Molecule: messenger RNA, 700 nt
Organism: Synchiropus splendidus (mandarinfish)
Lineage: Eukaryota; Metazoa; Chordata; Actinopteri; Syngnathiformes; Callionymidae
Product: cornifelin homolog
Exons: 4
Coding region: 136-483 (115 amino acids)
Cellular component (GO): cornified envelope
Source: RefSeq, a predicted model, not a curated record